UUGCUGAUAUUUGAAGAUGAGAAUGGAGUUUGGGAUAUUUUACUCAUAACGUAAUGCUGUUCAAAAAAACUCUGAUUUUGAGAAGGUUGACAAUUCAGGUUACAGGAACAAACAUUAUCGUUGUAACAAUAACAAGAAUCAAAGAUUUGAGGAUGUUGCUGUACGAUCAAUUAUGUUUUGUAUCAAUUCUCAUAAUAGGACCUUGGAGAAACUGUGGAUAAUUAAGGUAUUUUUUUUUAUUUAGUGAACAAAUUCAACAAGUUAUCAAAUGCUUACAAUUAGCAUCAAACAGGUAUAUUAGCUUUGAUUUCAAAAAUUGGUUUUGAAAUGGUUCAAGAAAUGAAAUCAAAUAUAAUAAUGAUAAGCGUAAUUGGUUUAUCAGAUGAAGAUAUAGUUGGAAUAUUGACCGAGUGGAUUAAAAAAGACAAUUAUGAAAAUUUGUCUGCGAUUGCAUUCAUAUUAGAAGAAUCGGAUAAUCAGAAGCCAAGUAGAUUUGAAAAAUUGAAUGAUGCUCUGGGGACAACAAUUUUCCAGGAAUUUUUCCAAGUUAUUUUUCAAAUAGUAUCUUCUCAAGUUUUAUAAUAAUUUAUAUCUUUACAGAACAUUAGAGCAUGGUUCGCUAAAUGUUUGUCCGAAUCUUGGUUUUCAGGAUAUUUAUUAUCGCCUUUUGAGACAAAAUACUUUAUUUUUAAAUAA
Molecule: messenger RNA, 696 nt
Organism: Caenorhabditis angaria
Lineage: Eukaryota; Metazoa; Nematoda; Chromadorea; Rhabditida; Rhabditidae
Source: the annotation of a GenBank genome assembly